Messenger RNA from Coccinella septempunctata (seven-spotted ladybird), 2330 nucleotides. Its product is annotated as muscle LIM protein 1. Gene Ontology annotation, cellular component: Z disc; cytoplasm; nucleus. Gene Ontology annotation, molecular function: actinin binding; structural constituent of muscle. NCBI's taxonomy places the organism in Eukaryota, Metazoa, Arthropoda, Insecta, Coleoptera, Coccinellidae. The coding region runs from base 171 to 1721 and encodes 516 amino acids. The transcript has 10 exons. The record is from RefSeq and is a predicted model, not a curated record. Gene Ontology annotation, biological process: muscle tissue development; sarcomere organization.
AUGGCUAUUUUUGACUGUUCGUCGUUCCCUCCUUCUAUGUUCGUGUCGUGUGCAAACCCUUCCAUAGACUAGGAAGAGCAUCCCGUUUUUGGCGCAUUCGAUUAUCAGUGGUUGUAGUGUCUUGAGACUCCACAGCUACCGCACGACUCGACCAGGUCAACGACAUCAAAAUGCCUUUCAAGCCAGUUGAAAACCCAAAAUGCCCCAAAUGCGGCAAAUCCGUAUAUGCUGCCGAAGAACGUGUUGCUGGAGGAUAUAAAUACCACAAAUCCUGCUUCAAAUGCGGAAUGUGCCAGAAAUUCCUCGACUCUACCAACUGCGCAGAGCACGAAUCUGAGCUCUACUGCAAAAACUGCCACGGCAGAAAAUACGGACCUAAAGGUUACGGAUUUGGUGGUGGAGCAGGAUGUUUGAGCAUGGACACUGGUGCCCACCUUCAAGGCGACGAAGAAAUUGUCACAUCUAGAGCCCCCUUACUCCCCAAAGCUAUUGCUAAAGCACCCGAAGGCGAAGGUUGUCCAAGAUGCGGAGGUUUUGUUUACGCUGCUGAGCAAAUGCUGGCCAGAGGAAGAGCUUUCCACAAGUCCUGUUUCAAGUGUGCUGACUGUACCAAGGGUUUAGAUUCUGUGAACGUCACUGAAGGUCCUGACAAGGAGAUCUACUGUAAAGUUUGUUAUGGUAAGAGAUUUGGACCAAAAGGAUAUGGUUACGGCCAAGGUGGUGGAACCCUCCAAAGCGAAUGCUAUUCUGUUGGAGGGAUUGGACAUGCUGGAGGCUUAUUCCUUGGACUUAUGUCUGACGCUUUGGACAUAGAUUGCCAGAGCGAUGCUGCACCAAAAACCACCGUUAUUGACACUGCCUCCAUCAUGGCUAAGCCUGGUCAGGGUUGCCCAAGGUGCGGUGGGGUAGUCUUCGCCGCUGAAGAAGUGCUCGCCCGAGGAAGACCAUGGCACAGAAAGUGUUUCAAAUGCAAAGACUGCACCAAAACACUGGACUCUAUCAUCGCAUGCGACGGUCCUGACAGAGAUGUUUACUGUAAAACUUGCUACGGUAAAAAGUGGGGACCUCACGGUUAUGGAUUUGCUUGUGGAUCUGGAUUCCUUCAAACUGAUGGUUUGAGUGAAGAAGAAAUAUCCGCGUCCCGUCCAUUCUACAAUCCAGAUACUACAUCUAUCAAAGCCCCUCCCGGUCAAGGUUGUCCAAGAUGCGGUGGAAUGGUAUUUGCUGCUGAACAACAAUUAGCAAAGGGAACCAUGUGGCACAAAAAAUGCUUCAACUGCGCCGAAUGUCACCGCCCUCUAGAUUCAGUCCUAGCUUGCGAUGGCCCCGACAAAGAAAUCCAUUGCAAAGCCUGCUACGGUAAAUUGUUCGGCCCCAAAGGUUUUGGCUUCGGGCACACACCAACCCUAGUCUCAGUUGACGGCUCAGCCCCUCAUAUGUACAGCGAUGCUAAGCCAAACAGCGGUCCGAAAGCCAGAGAUCCACGCCAAGGUUGCCGUAGAUGCGGUUAUGCUGUAUUUGCUGCAGAGCAAAUGAUCAGCAAGAACGGUCUAUGGCAUAGACGAUGCUUCAGCUGCGCUGAAUGCUCCAGGUCCUUGGAUUCCACCAACAUGAACGACGCACCUAACGGUGAAAUCUACUGCAAGGGCUGCUACGGCAGGAACUUUGGACCGCGUGGAGUUGGUUUCGGCAUGGGCGCUGGAGCUUUAACCAUGGCCUAAGCUGACGCAACAAAAUCUUAAUCAAUACAUUAUCCCAUUUUGCAACAGAGAUCUCAUUAAGAGGGCCCCCUCUCCCUCCACUUGAGGUGCUCAACACUAUGCCCUAUAAGUCGAAAUUUCCCCCUCUAAUUUCAACCGAUAGGGCCAGAACGCAAAAAAAGAUUCUGGUACUGUUAGGUACCUACGACGUCAAAGAACUAAGUACCUAAAAGUAUAUUUGAUUGAGACUGUCCCAUGAGCUUUUUUAGCAGUGUACUUAAUGCUGUUUUACGCAUGAUUUUUGAUAACUGAUUUUUGUAAAGAAAAUAGAUAAUACUUAUUCCAUUUUGAAGAAGGUUUGAAGAACAUGAAAAGAAGUCGUGACCUGUUGAAAUUAAGCUAAGACUUUCUCGAACGAACAAGAUUGACCUGAGAAUUUUUGUAUAUAUCUACAUCGGCCAAUUUUUGUUGGUCUAUCUUAGCUUCGCGCUUUGCUACAUGGUUUUACAAUAUAUUGAUACAAUAAUUGAUUCAUUUUACAGUGGAGAUUAUACUCAUGAGGUAUUUUUGUUUAGUUUUAAUCAUUAUCAUGUAAUACGAAAUUGAAGCAAUAAAAAUUAGGAAACUAAA